AUGUGUUUAGCAUGCGGUGCUCUUAGCGCGGAACACAGGUUCCCCGAUGACUUCAUCUUCGGGGCUGCGACGGCUUCCUACCAAAUAGAGGGAGGAUGGAACGCGGAUGAUAAGAGCGAGAACAUCUGGGAUCACAUAACGCACACCAAGCCCCACGUGAUAAAGGACCAGAGCAAUGGCGACAUCGCUGCUGACACCUACCACAACUACAAGCGCGACGUCGAGAUGAUACGCGAACUUGGCUUGGACGCUUACCGAUUCUCCCUCUCUUGGUCCAGGAUCCUGCCUGACGCUCUUUCCAAGAGGAUAAGCAUAGCGGGCGUCUCUUUUUACAACAACUACAUCGAUGAAAUGAUUAAGUACGGUAUCACGCCAAUGAUCACUCUGUACCACUGGGACCUACCGCAGAAACUGCAGGAGUUGGGUGGUUUCGUCAACCCCCUGUUCCCGGACUGGUUCGAAAACUACGCCAGGGUUGUGUUCGAGCAGUUCGGAGAUAGGGUGAAGCACUGGAUCACCUUCAACGAGCCAAUGCAGAUCUGCUACCAGGGCUACGACACGACCGUGAAAGCCCCGCAGCUAAAUGCCACAGGUGUCGGCGCGUACCUCUGCGCCAAGAAUCUAGUCUUGGCACAUGCCAAGGCCUACCACGCGUACAAGAACGAUUUCGCCCCGAGCCAAGGCGGGCGCUGUGGCAUUACCAUCAACGUGAAUUGGUUGAGUGCAGUAUCCGACUCUGAAGAAGAUAAGUUCGCAGCUGAACUCUACAGACAGGCAGAGUGGGGUUUAUACGCGGAUCCGAUCUUCUCCAAACAAGGCGGGUUCCCCAAGGAGCUGUCUGAGAGGGUCGCCCAAAAGAGCUUGGAGCAGGGAUAUCCAAGAUCCCGGAUGCCAGAGUUCACUGACGAAGAGAGGGCUUUUGUCAGAGGUACCGCUGAUUUCUUCGGGGUGAACCAUUACACGGCUCAACUUGUGUCAGCCACUGGUGGAGAUUUUAUAGUGCCUUCUUUGAGUGAUGAUGUUGGCGCGACCAUCUCUACACCAGAAGAUUGGCCCGUGGCUGCAUCUUCGUGGUUGAAGCAAGCGCCGGAUAGUAUCCUCAACGCGCUCACCCAACUCAAGGAGAGGAUUCGGUACUACCGGGCGGCAUUGGAGAGCGUCCUCGAUGCCCUCGACGCUGGCGUGAACCUAAAGGGCUACAUGGCCUGGAGCCUAAUGGACAACUUCGAGUGGAUGCAAGGCUACACAGAACGCUUCGGCCUCUACCAAGUGGACUUCGAGGAUCCAGCGCGCAGCCGCACGCCCAGGAAGUCGGCAUUCGUCUACAAGCAGAUCGUCAAAUCGCGCGUCAUCGACCACGGCUACGAGCCAGACUCCAUGACCAUGGCCAUCGACGAAGGUCAC
Messenger RNA from Iphiclides podalirius (scarce swallowtail), 1404 nucleotides. Lineage: Eukaryota; Metazoa; Arthropoda; Insecta; Lepidoptera; Papilionidae. The record is from the annotation of a GenBank genome assembly.